UCGGGCUGACGUCACGGACCCCCACGGGUCUCGGCUUCCAGAACGAACCGAGCGCGCGAGAAUGGCGGUGUCUAGCGAUGCCCUGGGCCUUCUGGUCGCCGAGCUGUACGACGUGCAGGCUUUCAAGUUCGGGAGCUUCGUGCUCAAGAGCGGCCUCUCCUCCCCCGUCUACAUCGACCUGCGCGGCAUCGUGUCGCGCCCGCGUCUUCUCAGUCAGGUCGCAGACAUCUUAUUCCAAACUGCCAAAACUGCCAGCAUCAGUUUCGACAGCGUGUGUGGAGUUCCUUACACAGCGUUGCCACUAGCCACGGUUAUCUGUUCAACCAAUCACAUUCCCAUGCUCAUUAGGAGGAAGGAAACAAAGGAUUAUGGUACCAAGCGUCUUGUAGAAGGAGAGAUUAAUCCGGGGCAAACCUGUCUGAUCAUUGAGGAUGUCGUCACCAGUGGAGCCAGUGUUUUGGAAACUGUUGAUGUUCUUCAGAAGGAGGGCCUGAAGGUGACCGAUGCCAUAGUGCUGUUAGACCGCGAGCAGGGAGGCAAGGACAAACUGCAGGCUCAUGGGAUCCGUCUCCACUCAGUGUGCACAUUGUCCAACAUCCUGGAGAUUCUUGAACAGCAGAAAAAAAUUGAUGCUGAGAUGGUCAGGAGAGUGAAGAGCUUCAUUCAGGAGAAUGUUUUUCCAGCAGCUAAUCAAAAUGGUUUUUCCCCUCCAGAGAAAAGAGCAUGCAAAGAACUCAGCUUUGGUGCGCGAGCAGAGCUGCCCAGGAUCCACCCACUCGCCUCAAAACUUCUCAAGCUUAUGCAGAAGAAGGAGAGCAACCUGUGUCUGUCUGCUGAUGUGUCCGAGGCCAGAGAGCUGCUGCAGCUAGCAGAUGCCUUGGGACCCAGCAUCUGCAUGCUCAAAACUCAUGUCGAUAUUCUGAAUGAUUUUACUCUGGAUGUGAUGGAGGAGUUGACAGCUUUGGCAAAACGCCAUGAGUUCUUAAUAUUUGAAGACAGGAAGUUCGCUGAUAUAGGAAACACAGUAAAAAAGCAGUACGAAAGUGGCAUCUUUAAAAUAGCUUCCUGGGCAGACCUAGUAAAUGCCCAUGUGGUGCCAGGCUCAGGAGUUGUGAAAGGCUUGCAGGAAGUGGGCAAACCUUUACAUCGAGCAUGCCUGCUCAUUGGAGAAAUGAGCUCCGCUGGCUCCUUGGCCACUGGAAACUACACCAAAGCAGCAGUUGGGAUGGCUGAGGAGCACUGUGAGUUUGUCAUUGGCUUUAUUUCUGGCUCCCGAAUAAGCAUGAAGCCAGAAUUUCUUCACUUGACCCCUGGAGUUCAGUUAGAAAAAGGAGGAGAUCACCUUGGCCAACAGUACAAUAGUCCCCAAGAAGUGAUUGGCAAACGAGGUUCUGACAUCAUCAUUGUAGGCCGGGGAAUCCUUGAAGCAGCUAACCGCCUGGAAGCAGCUGAGAUGUACAGAAAAGCAGCCUGGGAGGCUUAUUUGAGUCGGCUUUCUGCUUAAAGAGAAGACACUGAAGAUGGGCGUCCCAGCGGUCCCUGUCUUCAAACCAGUAGUGCCCAGGCUCCUGCCUGGGGCCUGUGACAGACUCUGCAGCUAUCACUCAUGGUCUUUAACUUGUCUUCGCUGAAGAGCUCUUUUAAGCUCGCUUUCACCGAGACUGGCAUUUGUUUGGCAGCUACCACCUCUCUGAUUCCCUGGACUAGACUGCUUGAUUCUUUUAGUUGCAGUGAGACUCAGUCACAUCUCACGAUAGCCACUUACCUCCUUCACUGCCACAAAGCUGAUCCAUUCUGCUUCUCGGCAGCCAGGGUAGAAAGUCACAGUUUCCUCUUGUCUUAUCUGGAUAGCAGGCUGCUGUUUUAACUCCUUGUCAGUGCUGAAAAGGAGGAGACUGUUACUGAAGUGUUUGCUGACAGAGAAAUUGGGUGGCCCUGGCAGUGUGAUCUGACUGGUGUUUGGCACGUAGCGCUUAGCUGUGCCCAUUGCAAGUGGAAUUCACAGCCCCCAUAAGCUUGAACCAUUUCCCCGAGUCAUAUGUUUACCAAGCAGUUGCCCCGGUUUCUGCUCUCCAUGGGUUAUCAAGUUUGUAUUCCUGCCAAAAGGAAAGAUCCUUUCAUGCUCGGAUAGCUGUUCGUAAAUAGUCCAGGUUUGAGCAAACUGCUGAGUGUCAGAUGGGAUGGUCUAAGAGUGAGUCUAUAUGUUAGCCAUGUAGUCUGUUAGCUUCCUUAUAACCGAGUCAGUGUAAAGCUUCCUUGGCCUGACUUCCCUCGGUGAUAGAAUGUGACCUGAGGGUUGUGAGCUGAAAUAAACCCUUUCCUUCACAAAGA
Meriones unguiculatus (Mongolian gerbil) is the source of this 2331-nucleotide messenger RNA. RefSeq names its product uridine monophosphate synthetase (gene Umps). The transcript has 6 exons. Gene Ontology annotation, biological process: 'de novo' UMP biosynthetic process; 'de novo' pyrimidine nucleobase biosynthetic process. The record is from RefSeq and is a predicted model, not a curated record. Gene Ontology annotation, molecular function: orotate phosphoribosyltransferase activity; orotidine-5'-phosphate decarboxylase activity. Bases 62 to 1504 code for a protein of 480 amino acids. Lineage: Eukaryota; Metazoa; Chordata; Mammalia; Rodentia; Muridae.